CGGGUCUUCUGAUUGUGACAUUAAAUUCAGUUUUUGUUUGGGUUUCUUCACCCGGCUGUGACUGAGAGGUGGUGGGAGGAUUUCGUUAAAUGGAAGGGUGCUAGACUGGUUCUGGUCCAAGAUCAGACUUGCAGCUGCUGUACCGACAGGUCGGAGCAAGAGCACCUCAAUCUACACCGAACUCCUUUUAAAAAAUAUGUAUUUUAACGUCACGUCCUCUUCCUGCGACGAGUCACACCAUGACUGAAGACAGGUUGAGACUUAUGUGGUCCUACAGGAAAACUUGUUCGUUUGUUCAUGUUGAAGAGUAGCUCAUAAGAUCUUUGAUAAUGUCUGAAGAGGUUCCACAUGAGGGGGAGCAGCCCCAGUCCCCGUCCCAGGCCCAGUCAACCCAGUCCACCCAGUCUCCGUCCCAGGUCCUUUCCACCCAGUCCCCAUCCCAGUCUAAGUCCCAGUCCCAGCCUGGUUCCAGUUCAUCCAGCGGACCAACUUCAGCCAGCCAGUCGUCCAGCGGGUCGGGGACGCUGAGCAGCGUGGACACCAUCCCCGUGACCUUGCCGUCUGUCCCCGAGGAGCCCGAGGCAGAACCCUGGGGCCGCCUGCUGCCCAUGGCCCAAGGCUUCAGGAGCCACGACUGUGUAGAGGAUCAAUACCUGUUUGGACGGGACUCUAAGUGUAACUACGUUCUGGACGAUCCAGAUCACAGAGGAUCCAAAAAGUUCAGAAUCUACAGCAAGAAACACUUCAGGAUCUACAGAGAGGGCAGCGAGGUGUUUGUGGAGGACUACAGCAAUAACGGGACAUUUGUCGACGGGAUUCUGAUCGGCAAAGACAGGAAGCUUCCUCUGGUCAACAACGCAGUGCUCGCUCUGUCUGAACAACGUAACAAAGUCUUUGUCUUCAUUGAUCUGAUGUCAGACGAUCAGUCCAGUUUACCUAAAGAGCUUCAGGAGAAAUAUUUGCUGACACGGCGUAUCGGCACAGGAGUGUGUGGUGAAGUCAAACUGGCCUUCGAGAGAUCCACCUGCAAAAAAUUUGCUGUGAAAAUAAUAAACAAGAAGAAUUUUCAGUCUGAAGGGACAGCGACGAAAAAUGCAAAGACCGAGAUUGAGAUCCUGAAGAGAGUUGACCAUCCUUGUCUCAUAAGGACGGAGGAUUUUUAUCAGACAGAGGACAGCUACUACAUCGUGUUGGAACUGAUGGAGGGAGGAGAACUCUUCCACAAAGUGAAGUCCCAGCAGCAGCUUAGUGAGUCCGUUGCAAAACUCUACUUCUACCAGAUGCUGAGAGCAGUCCAGUACCUCCACAGUAAUGGGAUCAUCCACAGAGACCUGAAACCUGAGAACAUCCUGCUGUCCUCACAGGACGAUGUCUGUCUCAUCAAGGUGACAGACUUUAACCAGUCGAGGAUCUUGGAGGAGACCACGUUGAUGAGGACUCUGUGUGGGACUCCAUCGUACUUGGCUCCUGAAGUCUUCACUCACGCCUCCACCACAGGAUACGGCCUGGCUGUGGACGCGUGGAGCCUCGGAGUGCUGCUCUUUGUGUGUCUCGGUGGUUAUCCUCCUUUUCACAAGGAUUUUGGACAUCAAUUGAUCACAGAGCAGAUCAUCCGUGGAGAAUUCACCAUGGUUCCAUCCAAGUGGAAAUACAUCUCUGACCAAGCCAAAGACGUGGUGAGGAAGCUGCUGGUUGUUGAUCCCGGUAAAAGAAUGACGAUAGACGAGGCUCUGCAGCAUCCCUGGUUACAGGAUCGCGUGAUGUUGGAGACGGCUGACAGACUCAUGUACCCCUCUGAAGAUGCUGCUGCCAUGCAGGAGGCGGGGUCAGCCUCACGAGGCUCCAGGAGGAAACGAGGACGAGAUGACAGAGACCAAGAAGAAGAACAUCCGGCCAAAAGGAGCCAGGCCCCGCCCCCUGCCUCACUGUAGAGGACCAAUCAUAUUCUGAGUUGUUCCUCGGGUCAUGUGACUCAGCUGGCUGUUCACUACUGACACUGUAAAUAAAGUUUAGAAUGUUUUCUAAUAAAGUCUUCUGUUUUUCAA
Scatophagus argus is the source of this 2045-nucleotide messenger RNA. RefSeq names its product checkpoint kinase 2 (gene chek2). Lineage: Eukaryota; Metazoa; Chordata; Actinopteri; Scatophagidae. Bases 330 to 1931 code for a protein of 533 amino acids. The transcript is spliced from 15 exons. The record is from RefSeq and is a predicted model, not a curated record. Gene Ontology annotation, molecular function: protein binding; protein serine/threonine kinase activity; ATP binding. Gene Ontology annotation, cellular component: cytoplasm; nucleus. Gene Ontology annotation, biological process: protein phosphorylation; mitotic DNA damage checkpoint signaling.